Meloidogyne enterolobii is the source of this 771-nucleotide messenger RNA. The record is from the annotation of a GenBank genome assembly. Lineage: Eukaryota; Metazoa; Nematoda; Chromadorea; Rhabditida; Meloidogynidae.
AUGUUCUACAUGCCUCAUGGACUAACAAUCGAUGCCCACGGCAAUAUUUGGGUUACUGACGUUGGAAGUCAUCAAGUCCACAAACUUGACAAGGACUUUAAAUUGAUUAUGAGUUUGGGAGAGAAACUUGUUCCAGGGGCAGAUGACAAACAUUUUUGCAAACCUACAGACGUUGCUAUUGCCAGUACAGGAGAGUUCUUCGUGGCAGAUGGUUACUGUAAUAGUCGAAUAAUGAAGUUUGACAAGGAUGGGAAAUUGCUCAGUCAAUUUGGGAAGCCUGACUCCAGUGAAACACCCAAAAAUGGAGAAUUCCUUGUACCACACUCUCUAACCCUAAUUGAGGAUCUCAACUUACUCUGUGUUGCUGACCGUGAAAAUGAACGUAUUCAAUGCUUUUCUGCUGGAUUAGAAGGCGCUCAACACCAACAUAGACGUGCUUACGUCCCCACCGGCACUUUCUUCACAAAGGCUGAAAAUAUUGGUCGAGUCUUUGCUAUCCGAGAGAAAGGCAAAAUUUUUGUUCUUUUUGAAUCGGGUCCAGCGGUGCGCGUUUUACAACACUUCCUCGUCGGCGUCACCAAUCAAGAUCAAGGCAGUCAAUUAGAAUCCCAAGUUUUCGUAAUGGAUAUGAACACAGGAAGGGCUAAUAGCUUUGCUAAGGGCCUCGAAAAUGCCCAUGCCCUUGCAAUCAGCGAUAAUGGAGAUAUUUAUGUUUCACAAAUAGAACCUAACCAAAUUGUAAAAUUUAGUAUUUCGACAAACGAAAAUUGA